Messenger RNA from Helobdella robusta, 1542 nucleotides. RefSeq lists its product as hypothetical. The record is from RefSeq and is a predicted model, not a curated record. The transcript is spliced from 12 exons. Gene Ontology annotation, molecular function: glutamine synthetase activity. The coding region runs from base 1 to 1542 and encodes 513 amino acids. NCBI's taxonomy places the organism in Eukaryota, Metazoa, Annelida, Clitellata, Rhynchobdellida, Glossiphoniidae.
AUGUCUCAUCCGAAAAUUCCAGAACGCCCGCACUACAACAGCCAGCAGCAGCAACAACAACCACAUCAACAAAAUCGAAAUUCUCCAUUUGCUCAGAGCUCAAAUUCAGCAGCAGCAACAACAACUCCAGCCACAACAACAGCCAACAAUCCAUCUUCAAAUCGUCUUCAGUUUUCCUCUUCCGUUACGUCAUCGAAACCCACUUCCGGUAUAAUUAAUUUUGGCGCCAAUUUCAGAGAGCAUUUGGAAAACAGUCUCGAAUCUAUUGAAAAUUUUGGCGGAUUCAAGAAGUACUACCGCUCCGAUAACGCUAACUUAUCAGUGGAUAGAGAGAUGAAUUUGGAAAAGAAGGCAGUUGAACUUGGGGUGAAGUUUUUCUUGGUAGCUUACAGCACGUUGAACUCUGACUGUAGGACCUGCUUGGUUCCCACUAGCAGUAUUAACGAAAAACACGGUUGCCAUCUUGCGACGGCCAUGUUUUUCAAGACGACGGGAGCAGAUCCGGACAUGUUUCUGGUUCCGGAUCCAAAGACUUUCAUCCAGCUACCAUGGAAACCGGACUACGCCUGGGUCCAGGGGAACAUGUUUCUAAACGGUCAGCCGGCCCCACAGUGUCCCCGAAGGGCCCUCAUAAACAUGAUGGAGAGGGCAAAGAACAGUGGGCUUGUCAUGAUGUCUGGCAUAGAACCUGAAUUCACGAUCCUAAAUAAAGACGGCUCUGAUGUUGGCGAUAAUAUAGACUCCAGGCAGCCCAUGUCUCUGCAUGAUCCCCUCUCUAUAAUGAGGCUCGCCCCUCUCCUCACCCAAAUACAUGACGUCAUGAGUGCCAUUGGCUGGAAACCCUAUCAGAUCGAUCACGAAGCCACAAAAUGCCAGUACGAAAUCAACUUCUCGUACGCCGAUGCACUGACCACUGCCGACCGAUUCUGCUUCAUGAAGUUUAUGAUGAAGCAACUGGCCGAAGAGCAUGGCUACAGGAUCACAUUCAUGCCAGUUCCAUUUGCCAAUCUUCUGUGUUCAAAUGGCUUGCACAUCAACGUGUCACUGUGGAAUGAAAAAGAAAAAGUUAAUCUAUUCCCGGACGAGGCCGAUGCUAAACUUGGGAUUUCCAAGCUGGCCUACAACUUCAUUGGUGGUUUGUUGUCUCAUGUUGAAGAGUCUUGCGCCAUUCUCUGCCCUACCGUCAACAGUUACAAGAGACUUAAUUUAGGUUCUUGGUGUCCAAAUACCAUAACCUGGGGAGGAAACAAUAGGACCGUUCUUUUAAGGGUCCCCUGUGAAAAUAGGGUGGAACACCGCUUGCCAGACGCAUCCAUCAAUCCCCAUCUAGCCCACGCCAUCAUCCUAGCUGCCGGAUUGGACGGCAUUGAUAAUGAUGCCGAUCCCGGGCCAAUCAUAGACUUCGAAGUUCAUACCAGACCGAAAGAAUUUAAAAAUGUCCCCACAAGUUUGCUUGAAGCGCUAGAUAAAUUCCACGAAAGUGAAUUUGCCCGAGAAUGCCUUGGGGACGAUUAUGCGUUCAUCUAUCUAUUUAUGGACUAA